Messenger RNA from Rattus rattus (black rat), 1529 nucleotides. It is a transcript of the gene Med18, whose product is annotated as mediator complex subunit 18. The coding region runs from base 229 to 855 and encodes 208 amino acids. The transcript has 3 exons. Gene Ontology annotation, biological process: regulation of transcription by RNA polymerase II; termination of RNA polymerase II transcription. Gene Ontology annotation, molecular function: transcription coregulator activity. Gene Ontology annotation, cellular component: mediator complex; core mediator complex. The record is from RefSeq and is a predicted model, not a curated record. Lineage: Eukaryota; Metazoa; Chordata; Mammalia; Rodentia; Muridae.
UCCGUCAGCUUCCUACCGGAAGUGCUGAAGGGAAUGUUUGGCGGUUUCUCUGGAUCUGUGCUGGAGGGAUUUGGGGGUGCGGAUUGCGGGUGUGCACGCGUGGAUUUAAGUCCAGCUUUGCAUGGACCUGUAGCGCGAACGGAGACGUGUUGCUAGUGUGUAUCCCGUGCUUCCCCGGUUGGAAGAUCUGUUUGCAGUUCUGUCGUCUUGAACCUAAUUAGAAGCAUCAUGGAGGCACCUCCAGUCACCAUGAUGCCAGUCACUGGGGGCACCAUUAACAUGAUGGAGUAUCUCCUGCAGGGGAGUGUUUUAGACCACAGUUUGGAAAGUCUGAUCCAUCGCCUCCGUGGUUUGUGUGACAACAUGGAGCCUGAGACUUUCCUCGAUCACGAGAUGGUCUUCCUGCUUAAGGGCCAGCAGGCCAGCCCGUUCGUCCUAAGGGCCCGGCGCUCCAUGGACAGGGCAGGGGCGCCCUGGCAUCUGCGUUACCUGGGACAGCCCGAAAUGGGAGACAAGAACCGCCAUGCCCUGGUGCGCAACUGCGUGGACAUCGCCACGUCUGAGAACCUCACGGACUUCCUGAUGGAAAUGGGCUUCCGCAUGGACCAUGAGUUCGUCGCCAAAGGACACCUGUUCCGGAAGGGCAUCAUGAAGAUUGUGGUGUACAAGAUUUUCCGAAUCCUGGUCCCGGGGAACACAGACAGCACUGAGGCCCUGUCGCUCUCUUAUCUUGUGGAAUUAAGUGUUGUCGCACCAGCUGGGCAGGACAUGGUCUCUGAUGACAUGAGGAACUUUGCAGAGCAGCUCAAACCUCUGGUUCACCUAGAAAAAAUAGACCCUAAAAGGCUGAUGUGAGGAAGAAAGUCUGUGGGCCUUUGAGACCUGUCCUCACCUGGGAGGUGAGAGAUCCCACAAGUACCCUAGGUACUGAUGCCAGCCAGGCCACUUCCUUCUGGAAGAUGGAUGGUGAGAAUUUGGUUCCUUUGAACUGUUUCCUUCACCUGGUAAUUCCUUCCUUCCUUCCUUCCUUCCUUCCUUCCUUUCCUUCCUUCCUUUCUUUCUUCCCUUUCUUUGUUGUCUGUCUGUCUUCCUUCCUUUCUUUUUUCAACAGGGUUUUACCAUGUAGCCCUGGCUCCCCUGGAACUCACUACAUAAACUAGCUAGCCUGGAGCUCAGAGGUCCCUGUACUGUCCGCCUAGGUGCCUGUGUUAAGGGUCCUUAUUGAACCCGACUGUUCAUCUUCUUGACAGUCUUUUCCAAUGAAAGACCCAGUAUAAUAUGGAGAAUUGUUCAAGUCCUCCCUCCACCCAAAAAGAGGGAACUGGAAUACAUUAGCUUUUUAGAGGGAAAAGUCAAAAAACAACUGAUAAUUGUUUUUCUUUUGUUUUUUAAGAAAAGCAUUUUCUCAUUCCUUUAUUUAUUUGUUGUUUUCUUCAUAUUUUUAAUUGUGUUGUUUUGCCAUUACUAUACAAGGUUCAUAAUGGUGGUGGGAGCUGGCAUCGUGGGGCAAUAAAGACUGAAAAGACACA